AUGGAAGAAACUGAAGCUUUGAUAAAAUCAUCUGAGCCUUAGCAUACCAAAAACGUUAUUUAGGCGCUCUUGAAUGAAUAUAAAAUUAUGUACGCUGGUCUAUAAAAUCAGUACUAAUUUUUUUUUAAGUCUAGAGAAUACUUGGAUUAUUGCUUCGUUAAAGGAGCAUCUGGACAAACAGUUCCAUUAGCCUUGUUAUUACCAGUGGGGUUGUUCUUGGGAGUAGUAAAUAUAUUGUCAAAAGCCACAACCAAUAUAAUUGAAGGUUGAUAAUGAUGUCAAAUUUAGGUGAUUAUAUCUUGUCUAAUUUGGUUUAUGUGAUUCUCUAAGUCUGUGGACUCUGCAUAGUUCUAUAUUUAUUACUGAAAGCAUGUGAGGUGAUACCGAAGAAAAUUCAAAACCCACUUCUUUUUGGGAGAGUAACAACUUACGUUUUUAUGUGUUUACUCAUCGCCAUGGGAAUUUUAGUUGUUGAGAGGAUAGUUGAAGGACAAGCCAGAACAUAUCAUACUUCUCAAUUCUGGGUGGUUUUCGCUUUGGUAAUCUGGUAAAAGAUUUUGGUCUUAUUUAUAUAUGAUUAUAAAGUUAGAUUUGCAGCUUUUUUAUUUUUAUACACCUAUUAUGCCUUUAGAGUUUCAGGUUAGGAAUUUAGAUGGGCCUACAACCUCUUAAAAGCAUCAGUAUACAUUACCUUAGAGUUGGUAAUGGUGAUAGACAGAGAAUUGAAGAAUUAUGCAGACUAUUAAUUGGAGAAUAAUGUAAAAAGUCGAAAUCUAUUUAGAUGCAUACCAAAUAAGUACUAGAUGAAGUAGUUCCUCCAAUGAGGAUGUUUUAACAAUAAUUCCUCCUUGAAUCCUAUCUAAAAGUAUUUCCUGUAGUUAUUUUUGAUUAAACAAAAGAAUUACUUAACAUUUCAUCUGAAACAUUAAAAUUGUUAGGCCAAAAUGAUAUGUUUUAGGCAGAAAAACAAUUAAGAAAAUUGGAGAUCAUAGAAGUUUUUAAUCGAAAAGAAUAAGUGUCAGCCAAAGAAUUUACUGUUAAAUUGACUAGAUAAGCUAAAUUUGGAUCUACUUGCGGAGUAAACGAAAAAGGAGAUUUAUUGCAUUCAUUGAUUAAUGGGCCAGCCUUACAGCAAUUAAGAGCAUAGUAAUAAACUGACUAGCCAAGAUUGCAAACUUAGGGGUAAUUAGAAUAGUUACUCAGUGAAUUAACCAAGGGAGAUCAGGACUAUUUAAAGGGACUAUUAAUAUUGAAAUUAAGUAAGGAAAAGUAGUUCUACUUCUAAUUUCAUUUGAUUAGAAACAACAAAAUUUAUCUAUUUUUAGAUGAUGUUUCUGAGAUUAUGAAAUUGCAGAUGAAAAAUAAGGACGAAAAUCAGGAGACCAAAGACAUUAAAGAUAUUAAUAUCUUAUUGUCCUAGAUUCGACAGAUUUCUACACUGAAAAGCUAUCCUAUCCCUACUAAGAUAUCGAAUAUUGAGAUAAAAUCUUGUUAUUUAGAGUAGAAUUAAUUGAGAAUUAAUUAUGAUAAAAUUAAUUUUGAUCAAAUGGUCAUAAAUUUGCAAGAGUAUUAUAAACAAAGAAUUCCCUCAAUUAAAUAUUAAUUCAAAAAUCUAGUUAAAUUGAAUACAAGCUUUUUUACAGAUGAAGAAAGACUUCGAUAGAUUAUAGAUAUAAUUAUGGAGAAUAGUAUUGAGUAAACAAGGGAUGGAUUUAUUGGGAUAACUUUUGAAAAUGAUGCAAGACCCAAUUGUAUUCAAGUAUCUAUUCAAGAUACAGGGACUGGGAUCAAUCUAGAGCUAAUGAAGGAUGAAAUGGGUUCCAAACUUUCUGGGCUUUUCAUUGCCAACUAUUUAACUAAAAUAUUGGGAGUUUCAUUUUUCAACAAAAAAAUUAAUGGACAAAUCGCAAAUAAAGGUUUGAGGAUUGUGACCACAUAGGAGUAUGGGACUAAAAUUUCAUUUACACUUCGAAACAUGUUAUAUGAUCAGAACAAUGCGUUCUUUCUUAUUGAUGAAAAUUUGGAAGAGGAUGAAUAGAAUCAAGAUGAAAUUCUAGAAAGAUACUUAAUUGAAGAUUAAACUCAAUAUUUAAAUAGAUUAAAGAAGUAUAUAAAAUAGCUGUAAUUUUAGACCUAUUAAAUAUAUUGUGAUGAAGAAUGAAGAGAAAAAAGUUGUGUAACUUUUAGAUGACAGAUUAGUCAAAAGACCCCAAUUAAAAGGCAUGAUGAAACUAUAGGAAUCAGGAAGAUUAAAGUAACUAACUACUCAAGUUGAAUAACUAUAAAUUCCUUUGGAGAAAUGCAUCUGCGCAACUCCAUUAAUCAUAAAUAGUGAUCACUACUUUUCUUCAACAUUGAAAGACUUUAAUUUCUAAAUUGUCAAUGAAUUCGAAGCUUUAAAAGUGAUUAAUAUAAAACUAAAAGAGAAUCCUUGUAUUUAGAAAGGAUGCCUUGCUUAUAAUAAAGUUUUCAUAAAUUGUUCGAAUCCAAAAGUGAAUUAUGAAGAGUAAUAUUAAGUUUAAUUUUAGUUUGGUAAAGAAAUUACUUCUAUUAAACAAACAACUAAAUAUAGUAGUCCUUUCAUAUCUUCCAUGGGGAGAAUUGUAACCAAACAUCACUUAUUAUCAAAUGCCAACUAAAUUAGAUGCCAUAUUUAAGUGA
Paramecium octaurelia is the source of this 2661-nucleotide messenger RNA. NCBI's taxonomy places the organism in Eukaryota, Ciliophora, Oligohymenophorea, Peniculida, Parameciidae. The record is from the annotation of a GenBank genome assembly.